ACAAGUUCGUGCAUCAAAUAAAUCGAUUUUGAACUGAUGGAGAAAUUCUUGUUGCUUUCUUGGAAAAAUUGGUUAUUACAAUGGAGACAUCCCUUUCAAAAUAUAGCAAACAUCCUUUUACCCGUGAUAUUUUGCAUUAUUGUUAUUGUAGUAAGAAGUAUGAGUGAUCCAAUACAAUAUAAUUCCAUCGUUUUUCCAUCGUAUAGUAUCCCUGGAAAACCGGAGGCUUUUAAUCCCACUUAUAAAUUGUCCGAGUUGAUUUGGUCACCAUGUAAUAAUACAAAAUUUCAAACGGUAAUGAAUCAUAUUGCAAAUAGAAACAAAAUGUCCCUACAGUGUGCUCAAAACUCCUUCGAACUAAAUAACAUGCUCAAAAGUAACAUUCAUUUCACUUUAGCUGGAGUAGAUUUUGGUGAUCGUGCAAUACGUGAAAAAAAUAUAAGUAAACAAAUUGAAGUGGUUUUAAGAUUUCCGGCAGAAUUGCGUGUUUCUAAAAAUGCGAUGGGUGGAACAAUAAGGAUCUGGAAUAGUGAUCUUUUAUACCCCGAAACUCCCGAUCCAGGUCCAAGAAAUCACACGGAUCCUACAGGACCAGAUCCAAAUUAUUAUGAUGAAGGAUUUUUAACGCUUCAAUAUGAAAUAUCAAAAGAAAUCUUAACACAUCACCUAACAAAGCACAACAUUAUUGACAACGAACCUUAUCCUACAAUAAGUAUGCGUAGAUUUCCAUAUCCUUCUUGGAUCAAUGAUGAUGGAUUAUUACAAACAAGCGAAGCGAUUAUUAUUGCUGUGUGUUUCAUGUUUCUCUCACUUAUUGUGGGAACUAUUAAAGAUAUAGUUGACGAAAGAGAAAGACGUUUAAAAGAAAUGAUGAUGAUAAUGGGAUCACCAAAUUGUUUGCAUUGGACGGCAUGGUUUUUUAAAACAUUUACAAUUCUUUUAAUAAUGAUUGGUUUGGUUACAUUUUUCUUUGUAGUCCCAGGCACGAAAGUGUUAAGAUACACCAGUGCUUUCUUAUUUUGUAUUUUUUUAAUAUUGUACGCAUGUUGUAUCGUAACAUUCUGUUUUUUAGUAAGCGUAUUUUUUGCGAACGUAAAAGUUGCUUUAUUUGCCGCCGUUGUUUAUUGGUGUGUUACAUUCGUUCCAUUUGUUAUUCUGGAAUUUAAACAUUCGGAUGUCAUUACGAAAACAUUUUCAAUGCUUGGUUUGAAUACAGCUGUUUGUUUUGGUUUUAAAGUCAUUUCGAAAUUCGAAUCGGUCCGAGAAGGAUUACAAUUCCAUAACAUUUUUGUAAGUCCAUUCCAUGAUAAUCUUACAAUGGGACUUGUUUUUAUUAUGUUAAUUGUCGAUACAAUACUCUAUUUGCUUUUGGCCUUAUACUUCGAAGGAUUAUUACCUAGAGCUUAUGAAAUUACUAAACCUUGGUGUUAUCCGUGUAAAAGUCGAAAAUAUUUAAAGUCUGAUUAUGAUAGAAGAAUUCCAGAGUCAGAUACUUACCAACGAGGCCCAGUUCUCACGAAAGCAGUGAUAAAAGUUAGAAAUCUCACUAAAGUUUAUCACAAUCAAAUAUUAGGAGUUCAUAAUCUUUCGAUGGAUAUUUUUGAGGGUCAUAUAACAGUUUUUCUUGGGCAAAGUGGAUGUGGAAAAACCACAGUUCUAUUGAUGAUAACCGGAACGAUUCCACCCAAUGAUGGAAGUAUUUUUAUUAAUGAUUUUAAUUUAGCUACACAUAAAAAUCAAAUUAGAAGUUCUAUGACUUAUUGUCCGCAAUACACCGCUCUAUUUCAAGACUUAACAGUCCGAGAGCAUUUAUAUUUUUUUUGUAAAUUAAAAGGAACACAAGAUAAUGAGGAGAGAAACGACGAAAUUAUUCUAUAUUUAGAAUUAUUAGAUCUCACAGAAUAUGAAAACAAACGUGUUGCUUAUCUAACUAAUAAUAUAAAAAGAAAAUUAUGCGUUGCGAUAGCAUUAUGUGGAAAGGCAAAAAUAUGUAUAUUAGAUGAACCAACUUCCGGUAUGGAUUCGAUAACAAAAAGAAGAAUGUGGAACUUUAUACGAUCUUUAAAAUUGAAUAAAACAAUUUUAUUAAGUACAAAAUCAAUGGACGAAGCUGAUUAUUUAGGCGACAGAAUCGCAGUUUUAUCCAACGGAAAAUUACAAUGUUGCGGCAGAAAUACAUUUUUGAAACAAAAAUUAGGUGCUGGCUAUCAUUUAAUAAUUAAAAAAAUACCAACUUGUUUUGAUAUCAACAAAUUGACGGAUUUCCUUAAAAUACGCGUUCCAUCAGUUAAACUUAUUAGGAAUCAAAAUUUGGAUACAGUUUUUCUUCUCGAUAAACACGAUUCGGUAAUUUUUGCAAAUCUUCUUGCUGAUCUUGAGAUUCAUAGCGCAGAGCUUCGUAUAUACAGUUACGAAAUUGCUAUGAAUACUAUCGAUGAAGUUUUAAUGCGGUCAAAUACUAAUGACGUAGAGAUAGAUGUUGGCGAUUUAAAAUCAGAUAAACCAUGUAGGUAA
Molecule: messenger RNA, 2514 nt
Organism: Onthophagus taurus
Lineage: Eukaryota; Metazoa; Arthropoda; Insecta; Coleoptera; Scarabaeidae
Product: phospholipid-transporting ATPase ABCA3-like
Biological process (GO): transmembrane transport; lipid transport
Cellular component (GO): intracellular membrane-bounded organelle; membrane
Molecular function (GO): lipid carrier activity; ATP binding; ATP hydrolysis activity
Source: RefSeq, a predicted model, not a curated record